Molecule: messenger RNA, 1094 nt
Organism: Paramecium octaurelia
Lineage: Eukaryota; Ciliophora; Oligohymenophorea; Peniculida; Parameciidae
Source: the annotation of a GenBank genome assembly
UUAUUUUACACCUAAUUUUUUUAAAUAAUCUUAUGCUUCCUUUAUUAUAUGUCCCAUAGUAUCUGAAUUAUCCAUCACUCAAUCUUUAAUAGUUCUAUAUGCUACCGACUACCACGUAUGCAUUACAAACUCCCAAAAAGGAAACUUGUGAUCAGGCCUCCCAAUUCCCAGAGCCAUACUUAUUUGAAUCAAGACUAAUGAGUAAUACAGUAGAAUGUGAAGAAGCAGCUGAAAAAGAAUUGAAGCUACUCCUCAUAUACCUAUCCAAAAAUAUUUCCUUAUUGAAAGAUAGUGUAUUUGAUGAAUUUGUGUUUGAAAAUUUAAGAGUAUAUCAUCGUAUUUAAAUUGUAGACCUUGUCAUCUUUAUAAAAAGACCUUCCAGACUUGAUUAAAUAACGAUAUAUCUUAAUCAAUAAAACAAAAGAAGAAAUGACCAAAUUCAUAAUCAGGAGAUGCUUUCUCUUUAUCAAAACCCAAAUUCACUACGAAGAAAAGGAAGGAUUUACAGCUGAAGAGAGGGAUAGAAUGUUUUAUAAUUCGUUCUUCUCCGAUGAUGAAGAAUUCAUGAAAUCUCAUUUGUAAGAAUCGAUUGACGAUAUGAUUCCAUUUAGAAAAGAUUCUAAGAUGAAAACGAUGAAUGACAAUUAUUUAAAAAGAUUAUUUGAGUCAGAAAGGUUCUCCAAAUAUUAUUCCUUAUUUUUAAGUAAUUAUUCCUGUAAAUCAAUAGCCCAAUUCAAGGAAAUUUGUAUCAAUGAAAAUGAAGAGAAAACUUAAAAUAUGACUAAAUAAUUGUUCAAAAUUAUUGUGGCAAGGGAUUAUGGAGUAUUAUUAAUUAUUUAUAUAGAAAAUUAAAACUUAUAGAAGAUUCCCCUGGAAGGACCAUGAAUUGAUCCAGUGUUAGGAGAGAGCCCAAACAUUGUACUCAAAAUAUUCUAAUUCGCAUAUUAAAAGUAUUUGCUUAUACAAAAUAGAAACCAAAAAUAAAUUUCAUUCAAAAUGUGAUUCUCAUUAUUCGGUUUCUUUGGAAAAGUCCUCUUAAUCUUAAAAUUGAUUUGAUAUUAUUCAUAAAAAGUCUUUAAAAAAAUUUAUUUCUG